AUGUUGGGGGCCCGGGCAGGGAUAGUGCCUCGGUGCCUCAUGCAAAUCCGUCCCCCGUCACAGCGCGGUGCCUCGGUGCCACCCCCAAACCUGUCCCCCGUCACACGCGGUGCCUCGGUGCCACACUCAAACGGGGGGGUGGGGAAGUCCGCCCUGACGGUGCAGUUCGUCACCGGGACCUUCAUCGAGAAGUACGACCCCACCAUCGAGGACUUCUACCGCAAGGAGAUCGAGGUGGACUCGUCCCCCUCGGUGCUGGAGAUCCUGGACACGGCGGGCACCGAGCAGUUCGCCUCCAUGCGCGACCUCUACAUCAAGAACGGGCAGGGAUUCAUCCUCGUCUACAGCCUGGUCAACCAGCAGUCCUUCCAGGACAUCAAGCCGAUGAGGGACCAGAUUGUCCGGGUGAAGAGAUACGAGAAAGUUCCUCUGAUCCUAGUGGGGAAUAAAGUGGAUCUGGAGUCGGAGAGGGAAGUCUUAUCUGCAGAAGGCAGAGCCCUGGCUCAGGAGUGGGGCUGUCCCUUCAUGGAGACUUCAGCCAAGAGCAAAACAAUGGUGGAUGAACUGUUUGCUGAGAUCGUCAGGCAAAUGAACUAUGCCUCCCUGCCUGAAAAACAAGAUCAAUGUUGUACAACUUGCAUCGUCCAGUGAGAGAAAUAAAGAAAAACCUCAACCAUGGCCAUACAGAGCAGAUAAAACUCAGAGGAAACUUGCACAGAUGCUGCUUUGGAGAACUUUCAGCCCAGGUUGCAGAGCUGAGCCUUGGUAAACCUGUCUCUAUUACAGCACAUUGCCAUACAUCUAAGUGCAUAAGGUUGGUGGCCUCCAGGAUCCACACACCUUAAUCAGAAUGCUUAGCAUGUUUACCAUAAGUUUUAAAAUCUGUUCUUUAUCUAUCAGUCCUUUUAUAGCUUUCUAAGUUCAUAUAAUGGCUAAUAUGCAAGAGUUCAUUUUUAAUAUUUUAAUUGAUUUCUUUAAUCAAUUCUGAACUUGUAUUUAUUAAAUACUUAAACUCAGUAUUACCUACUCAAUGCCUUUUAAAAGAAGAGAGUUUUAAUGGAGAAUAAGUUGAGCCUUAAACAAAUGGUUACUUCUGUAUAUUACCUCGCAUCAGUGCUUAUUUCUAUUUGCAAGGUUUUCUCCUACAAUGUAGUUGGUCAUUCUUUGAGACUUUUUGUUUACGUGUGACAGUGUCAUGGAAAGAUACUGAAGGCACCUCUGUUGUAUGGAUGUAGUAUCCCUUUUCUUGGCAGAUGCAGCUGUGACAAUGUGUUUGUAACCAGUCCAGUUUGACAGUAGGGAUUACUUGGAGUGAGAUAUAAAGUCUCCAGCUGAUGUUUCUCGCAAUCUCGGGUUUCUUAAUUGAACAUGACAAUUGUAGCAUUGAAAAACAGCAGCACACUUUUCCUUCUACUGAGUUUCUAAACUUGCUUGUUUACAAAUUGCUUCUCUAUGCCUUUGAAAAGGGAUAAUGUAUCCUUCAAAACAGGCUCUAUGCCUACUCUGUCAGCUCAGCUUUGCCUGGCACAGUAAGAGACAUCUACUAGACCUCUGCAUAUGUAAAUCUAAUGCAAAUAAGAUCACUUUACCUUUUAUAGUUCCUAAUAUUUGUCUUUCUGAAUAAUAUUUUAAAGCAAUAUUUGUUAAAGUUUUUCUUGCACUGUCACAAAUUGCUUUUUAGUUUGGUUUUUUUUCCCCAAUAAGCAAGUUUAAUAUUAGAGACAAGUUGGUGUAACAAGGGGAAAAGCACCAGGUUUCAGUGAUACUAACUGCAAGCGUGCUUUAAACAGCCAUUGCCUUCCUUAUUGUUUACCUGAUCAACAUUUUCUCUGAAUACUUGAAAAUUUUAACAAUAACACAGGUAUAAUGAGCAGAAUGAAAAUGUACAAAGAACAGACAAAAUCUUUUUGUUCACCUUUAUUAACGUGUUGCAUACAUGAGAGCUUUUUCUAGCAGUGGUUUAAAAUGUGUAAUUUUUUUUUGCAGAAAUUUAAUAACUGCAGCUCACCUACUGCACCAAAGUUCUAGGUUUUUAGGAGCCCAGCUUUAGUCAUUUGAACAUGCUUCUAGAAAUGUACAUUCUUUCCCUGUAAUAGCUAAAUAUCUGUGAGAAAAGCUCCAGUAAAAGCAGUGAUGGAUAUAUGAGGUUAAGCAGUUGAAAACUCACAAAUUGUAUUGUGGAUGAUGGCAUUUAAAACAAUAAAAGAUCACCGGUACAGUAUCUCAAUAUUAAAGUGUUUUAUUGGUAGUAAUGCAGGCUGACUUUACAAUAUUAGCAGAAAUAAAGAUUCUAUGUCUACAUUCAGUGUUGAAUUUGAAUCCUGAAAAGAAGAGGACACCAGGAUUUCUGCCUGGUUAUUGAAACACCUGAUUCUUUUUCUGUGGGGUUACUUGAAUUUUUUUUUUUCCUGUUUGUACAAACUUUAUAAACAGGCUGAGGCUAAUACUUAGGUUUGCACUUUAAUAUCAGAAUUAAACCAAACCUUGUAUUCAAAGUAGAUUUUUUUUUAAGUGAUGGUUGUUGAUCUUUUUUGUAGGUUGUAAGGAAGUAAUAGGAUAUGAAAGUAAUUCAUAAAGAUCCUAGUUUUCCUUUGUCUAAGAAGGAAAAAGUUGGUUGAUAUUGGUCAGUGGUUCAUUCCUAUGGGUAGUUUUCAAAGCAGUGUUCAUUUUCAUUGACCUCAGCAAAAAAAAAAA
Ficedula albicollis (Collared flycatcher) is the source of this 2694-nucleotide messenger RNA. It is a transcript of the gene RAP2C, whose product is annotated as RAP2C, member of RAS oncogene family. The transcript is spliced from 4 exons. Gene Ontology annotation, cellular component: plasma membrane. NCBI's taxonomy places the organism in Eukaryota, Metazoa, Chordata, Aves, Passeriformes, Muscicapidae. Gene Ontology annotation, biological process: negative regulation of cell migration; Rap protein signal transduction. Gene Ontology annotation, molecular function: GTP binding; GDP binding; GTPase activity. The coding region runs from base 1 to 651 and encodes 216 amino acids. The record is from RefSeq and is a predicted model, not a curated record.